This is a messenger RNA of Cylindrotheca closterium, 567 nucleotides long. The record is from the annotation of a GenBank genome assembly. NCBI's taxonomy places the organism in Eukaryota, Bacillariophyta, Bacillariophyceae, Bacillariales, Bacillariaceae.
AUGAUUGACACCGCAACCAAAUCCAGCACAAGCAACGUCCUCGACCUGUCGAGCCUUUCUUGGUUUGCUUUGGAUGAUGGGGUCAUGGGUGGGCAAUCAUCAACUGAACGUGGCGAAGUUGACGAAGAAGGCACACUGCAGUUUUCUGGUACCAUCAACACCAACGGUGGUGGCUUUUGUUCUAUCCGAGCAGAACUUCCAGCUAGUCUGCCUCCAAACUCCACUGGCAUUCGGAUCAAGUUCAAAGGAGAUGGCAAAACGUUCAAGUUCACCAUGUCCGACGGAAGUCAUCGUUACGACACACUUUCGUGGCAACAGGAUAUUCCGACCACAGCAAAGUCAGGGGACCUGGAAGUAUUGGAGGUUCACUAUUCUGACUUGAUCCCAGCCAUGGGUCCACGAAAGGCUCCAUCUGGAAUUAGUUUCAACAAGGACCUUGUGAAGGAAAUUACGUUUAUGCUUUCAUUGCAAUUGAGCAAUGGAAAGCCGAAUCCUGUAUCGACAUUUGGUAAGGGCGUCUUUCCCUUUGAUCUUGAGAUUCAUUCUGUUGAAUUCAUUGAAUCAUAA